GACAAUGAUAAUAGUCAACGAUGUUCUGGAAUGUUUGAUAAGGCCGCAAUUCCAGGAGGGGCGGAUCCAAAGAUUACUUUAAAAUAUGACAAGAUUUCAGAGAUAGGUACAUCAGUGGUUGUAUACGAAUACUCAGAUUCUGGUAGUAUUGGAUAUUUCGAGGAAGGAGAGGCAACGAUUAAAAACCACCAUUGCACUGAUUCACAACUUAACAGCAUUGUUUUUAACAAGGAUGCAUCAAGUAUCGUUGAUCAUGUAUUUUAUUUCAAUUCUACUGGGGAAGAUCGGAGUUUUAUAUACCAUGUCAACAAAACCGGCUUUUAUUGUGUCGCAGCGCUUUCUUUUGAAGGUAAAGGUGGAGAUUUUAUGAUAAGAAUUGAUUGGAGAAAUCCGUAUGGAGAACUACCUGCUUCCGAUUAUCCAAAAUUACCGUUUUAUGGACUCUUAUCACUGGUUUAUUUGGUUAUUGGAGUUAUAUGGAUGACGCUUAGUAUUAUACAUUGGCGAGAUAUUUUACCAAUACAGAAUUAUAUCUCAAGCGUGAUUCUAUUUCUCAUGUUGGAAAUGGCUUUCAAUUGGGGAUAUUGGGAGAAUUAUAAUAACUAUGGGCAACAUUUCUCCUUUGCCUUGUUGUUGCUCUCAACGCCGGAAGAAACUCUAUUUCAUUCUUUAUGCUAUUGA
Messenger RNA from Dentiscutata heterogama, 681 nucleotides. Lineage: Eukaryota; Fungi; Glomeromycota; Glomeromycetes; Diversisporales; Gigasporaceae. The record is from the annotation of a GenBank genome assembly.